This is a messenger RNA of Acanthisitta chloris (rifleman), 294 nucleotides long. RefSeq lists its product as uncharacterized. NCBI's taxonomy places the organism in Eukaryota, Metazoa, Chordata, Aves, Passeriformes, Acanthisittidae. The transcript has a single exon. The annotation marks the transcript as partial. The record is from RefSeq and is a predicted model, not a curated record.
ACACCCAUCUCUGAGAUCCUCAUCUCAUCCCAGACACCUCCUUCACUCCUGGCCUAGAGCCAAAUCUCAUCUCAGUGUCUCUCUUCAGCCCUGGAACCUCCAUACAGCCAUCUAUCCUCAUCCCAUCCCUGUCCUCAUCCCAACCACCAGCACCACCCCCUGAACCCUCAACACCUCCAAGAUCUUCAUCUCAUCCCAGACAGCUCCCUCAUCCUUGUCCUUACCCAUCCUCAUCCCUGUCCUCAUCCCAGUCACUGCCAUCACCAUCUCCUGAACCCUCACACCCAUCUCUGA